AUGCUGAAGAUCGUAUAUAAUGAAGCUAUUACAAAAGGAGAAACAGAAUGUCCAAUAUGUCAGCAAGAGUAUAAAGAAGGUGAACAACUUGAAAUAACGGAAUGUGGACACUUUUACCAUCAGGAUUGUAUAAUGCGUUGGUUUACAAUGGAGGGAGGUAGAAAUCAUGGCACAUGUCCAACAUGUCGUAGUGUACUGAAAAUAUCCGUGCAUCCAGAGAUUGCUGAGAUAAAUAAAAAAUUAGAGAAAGUUGGACUCGGUUUUAAAACGAAAAAAUUUCGCAGAAAUGAUUAG
This is a messenger RNA of Meloidogyne enterolobii, 294 nucleotides long. NCBI's taxonomy places the organism in Eukaryota, Metazoa, Nematoda, Chromadorea, Rhabditida, Meloidogynidae. The record is from the annotation of a GenBank genome assembly.